This is a messenger RNA of Passer domesticus (house sparrow), 4339 nucleotides long. It is a transcript of the gene SLC60A1, whose product is annotated as major facilitator superfamily domain containing 4A. The transcript is spliced from 10 exons. The coding region runs from base 151 to 1683 and encodes 510 amino acids. Gene Ontology annotation, biological process: transmembrane transport. NCBI's taxonomy places the organism in Eukaryota, Metazoa, Chordata, Aves, Passeriformes, Passeridae. The record is from RefSeq and is a predicted model, not a curated record.
GCCCGGCCCGGAGGCGGAGCCAGCGCCCGGCGCGGCGGGAUCGGGAGCCACAUCCCGCAAAGGAGGAGCGGGGCCGGGCACGGCAGCGGGGCGGCGGCGGCGGGGCCCGAGCCCAGCGCCCGAGCUCCAGCAGCGGGGCCGCCCCGCAGGAUGUGGUGGGACGAGCGGGUGUCGGCGCGGUUCCGGAGGAACCUGCAGCCCACCCUCACCUACUGGAGCGUCUUCUUCAGCUUCGGCCUCUGCAUCGCCUUCCUGGGGCCCACGCUGCUGGACCUGCGCUGCCAGACCCAGAGCUCGCUCUCGCAGAUCACCUGGGUGUUCUUCUCGCAGCAGUUCUGCCUCCUGCUCGGCAGCUGCCUCGGAGGGGUCUUCAAGAGGACGCUGGCCCAGUCCCUGCUGGCGCUGUUUGCCUCGUCCCUGGCCAUCUCGCUGGUGUUUGCCAUCAUCCCCCUGUGCCACAACGUGGUGGUGCUGGCCGUGGUCAUGGCCGUGGCCGGGCUGGCCAUGGGCUGCAUCGACACCAUCUCCAACAUGCAGCUGGUCAAGAUCUACCAGAAGGACUCUGCCAUCUUCCUGCAGGCCCUGCACUUCUUCGUGGGUUUCGGGGCGCUGCUGAGCCCCCUGAUCGCCGACCCCUUCCUGUCGGACACCAACUGCAUCCUGGCCAACGGCACGGCCAACGCCUCCAGCAACCUGCCGCACAUCCGCAAGUCCCUGGUGCCGCACCACCCCGGCAACCUGUCCCACUACGACCUGCCCAUGAAGGGCAUGGUGGUGACACGCGUGUCCUACGCCUUCUGGAUCAUGGCCCUCAUCAAUCUGCCGGUGCCCAUCGCUGUGUUCUUCCUGCUCUACAAGGAGCGGAUGGUGCCCUGCUUCAACGGCAGCAGCCACCCGCUGCUGUCAGCUGACGAGCUGGCCCUGGAGACACGGCCUGGGGACAAGGACGAGCUCUGCACCGCUGGCCACAGACCUCACGCAGCCGCAGGUCACGAGGAUUUGUUCAGCUGCUGCCAAAGCAAGAACUUCCAAGGGGUUUCCUUCACCUAUUUCGCCGUGCACAUCACCGGGGCUCUGGUUCUCUUCAUGACUGACGGGAUCGUGGGAGAGUACUCGGGCUUCGUGUACAGCUACGCCGUGGAGGAGCCGCUGGCCGUGGUGCACAAGGUGGCCGGGUACCUGCCCAGCCUCUUCUGGGGCUUCAUCACCCUGGGCAGGCUCAUCUCCAUCCCUGUGUCCUACAGGAUGAAGCCAGCCACCAUGGUCUUCAUCAAUGUGGUCGGGGUCCUCAUCACCUUCCUGCUGCUCCUGAUUUUCUCCUCCAGCGUGGUUUUCCUGUUUGUGGGCACAGCAUCCCUGGGGCUGUUCCUCAGCAGCACCUUCCCCAGCAUGCUGGCCUACACCGAGGACAUCCUGCAGUACAAAGGUUGUGCCACCACCGUGCUGGUGACUGGAGCUGGCAUUGGAGAGAUGGUGCUGCAGCUGCUGGUGGGCUCGAUUAUCCAUGAUCGGGGCAGCUACAGUUUCCUGGUCUGUGGGAUGAUCUUUGGAUGCUUGGCCUUCACCUUCUACGCCCUGCUGGUGUUUUUCCACAGGAUGUACCCCAAGCCCUCCCCAGAGCUGGACGAGGCCUCCCCGGAGAAAGCAGCAGUGCCCGAGGACACGGGGCAGUACCAGCGCUGAGGGAGGCCCGGCUCCGCACAAGCAAUAAACCCAGCCCCAAUUAAGCAUUUCUCCCAAGGGUGAUUUCACUUUUAAUGAACUGAAUCAUGCAAGUUCUUUGCAAUCAAAAGCACAGUAGGUGGGGUAAGGCAGAAUCGAGGAAAUCCAGCCCAAAAUGUCGAGCUGAGCACUGGGGUUGUGCCAAAAAUCCUGCCAGCCUGAUCCUGGGACUAAAAGCAGGGACAUUUGCACAGCAGUUCCUCCUGCAAAUGAAGUUUUUUCUCCUGCAAAUGAAGUUUUUUUUCUCCUGCAAAUGAAGUUUUUUUUUUCUCCUGCAAAUGAAGUUUUUUUUCUCCUGCAAAUGAACUUUUUUUUUUUACCUGCUCAGGACAGAGGGUGAAAAGGAAAAGCUGCUCUCUGCUCCUCAUCCAAGACUGAAUGUCUCCCUGGCUUGAAUAGAUUUUAUUUCUGGCCCGUGGUGCACAGGAACCCCCUGGAAUUUGCAGCACAAUCCUGGGUUUUCAUUCGUUUUUGUGACUAAUUCUGUGCCACCUCCCUUGAUCCUUCCAAAGGGGGGAAGUCCCACAGUGGCAGAGCCCCCAGGUGCACACAGGCAGCAGGGCCUGUCUCUAUUUGCACAUUUAAUUCCUGUAUAUUCCACACUAAACAGUGUCUUACUCAGCAUGCUCAGGCCUCUUAAAUGAUUUUAAGUAAUCAUUUAUCAUUUGCCUUUUUUUUCUUUUUUUUUUUUUGGGGGGGGUGUUUACUUUUUGGGUUUUUUUAAGUCAAGAAUGAGCUGUGCUGGUUCCUUUUGCUUUAAGUCACUCCUCGAGCUGCUCCAGCUGCAGUGUCUUAUUUUAAUGUUGGUUUUAUUUCCAACUUCCAAGCCAAGCUCCAAGAGAGAAGAGAUUUUUUUUUUUUCUUUUUUAAUUUUAUUUUUGGGAGCCAGGCUCCAGCUGCUUCACCUGUGCAAUCUCCUCAUCCAGGUGCCUUGUGUAAGGUACUCCCACAGCCCACGCAUGGCCUGUCCCAGCCACCAGGAGAGGACUGGAAUUUUGGGGAAUGUCAAACUCCUCGUGCCAGGAGUGGCUGUGGAUGCAACUCCUUGCUUGAACUGCUGUAUGUGAUGUACAUAUGUACGUGUGUAUAUAAAGCAGUGUUUAAUUAAAGGUGAUUGAUUGCUAAUUGCUCGCUGACUGGAUUCACUCCAACACCUCCAGUUCUCAGUUUUUAAACUCAUUAACUUAAAAUCUAACAGUUUUUUGUUUCUUUUUUUUUUUAAAUUAAAGUGGUUUUGGAAUUUGCAGAGUUGUGGAAUGGUUUGGGUUGGGAGGGACCUUAAAUCCCAUAAUCCCUUAAAUCCCAUAAUCCCUUAAAUCCCAUAGAGCCUGGAUGGGAUCUGCUCUGGGGUUGGAACUGGAAUCUCUGCUAGGGUUGGAAUCAAAUCCUAGAAGGGUUUGGGAUGGCAGGAUCUUAAAAACCUCCUCAUUCCAAGGCCAGGGACACUUCCACAGUCCCAGGUUUCUCCAGCCUGGCCUUGGACACUUCCAGGGUUGGGGCAGCCAUGGAUUCUCUGGGAAAUUUCCAUUUUUCCAAGCAGCAGCUCUUCCCUGCCAUUAAAUAUCUCCACAAACCCCAGUAGAACAGAGGCUGGAGUUGUUGAAUUGCCAUUUUCCUCCCUCAAGGUGAGUUUGGAUCGGGUCAGUGCAGCUGAAUUCUGGGUUUAGCUCAUCCCUGACCUUCAGGGACACCCUCCUGCCUCAAAUCCCAUCCAUUCUGUGAUCCUAUAAUGAAACCAAACCCAAUUCCAGGCCAGGCUGGAGCACCCUGGGAUGGAAUGAGGAGGUUUCUAAAUUCCUGCCACCCCAAACCCUUCUGGGAUUUGAUUCCAACCCGCCCAGGCUGUAAUUCUUCUGCAGCUCCACAGGAUGCCACUGUUCCUCUCCUGGACCUGCCCAAAUAAAUCACCCGGGAUGAAACCACCACAGACUGCAAAGGCCAUUUACAGCAAAAUAAAACCCCUCAAUCUGGCCUUCCUUGAGCCCCUCCCAGCACGAGAGCAUCUCUGGGCCCUGCUGGGAGGAAAUGAGCACCAAAAUUUGGGAAGAAAUCUCCUCAGUUUGUGUCACAGCAGCUCUGGAAUCAUCUCUCGUUCUGGCCUGGCAGCUUUGGUAAAACAGAGCUCAGUCUCUUCUCAGUUAAAAUCCACCACCACAGUUCUUGGGCUUGGCAACUCCCAUCUCCAUUUUGGCUACUUAGAGGGGAAAAAACCUAUUUUCACCAGAAUAGCACCUGAUUUAACGUUAAAAUACAAUUUACCUCGAGGUCUGAUGAACUCUCUCCUUAUCACAUCCCCUGCAUCUGAAACUAUUUUCUCUACUGAAAGUAAAAGUAAAAAAAAAAAGUCAAAUGAGCAGAAACUUUGUUAAAAAUAUUUAUUUAAAAAAAUACAAUUGUUUUGCAUGUCUGGUUGCACAUAACUAUUAACAUAUGAUUGACUUGAAUAAUUUGCUACAAUGCUUUUUUUAAAGCCAGCUUGCAUUAUACAAAGCAAAAUCCCUCUGUCAGUUCUUACAUAAAAUAGUUUUCUUUAACUAUUCCCACCCCAUUUUUUUUAAAAAAAAAAGAUUGCAAUACAUUGAUUUUUAUUUUUAUUUUGUUGUAUUUUUUUUUUUUU